GACGUGUCCCCUGGAUUUAUCCGUCCAGAGACAUCCAUGACCUUGGCAGGGGCCGUUCCUCCAUUGCUCUGCUGGAUGGUGAGGAGGCUGCAGCAGGGAAAGCAGGAACUCAGCAGAUGAGUUGAGGAAAGGCUGGGAGCUAGUAAAAUGGGUCAGCCAGUGUAGACCUCUCUUUCAAGAUGAAGGAAGCAGCCUGCACGCUGCGUUGACCUGGCGCCUAGGCUUCCGCGCUGGGAUACCGGGCUGGGGUUCCCUGGCGGGAUGGUGCCACGGUGCCAGGUGGAAGUGUUGUAUUUUGCAAAAAGUGCUGAAAUAACAGGAAUUCGCUCAGAGACAAUUUCUGUGCCACAAGAAAUAAAAGCAUUGCAGCUGUGGAAUGAGAUAGAAACGCGCCAUCCUGGACUGGCUGACGUCAGAAAUCAGGUGAUAUUUGCUGUUCGUCAAGAAUAUGUCAAGUUUGGAGAUCAGCUCCUCCUGCUUCAAUCAGGAGAUGAAAUUGUCAUUAUCCCCCCAUUAGUGGAGGAUAGUGCUUUUGAGCCACCUGGGAAAAGUACAGAUGAAGUUGAAGAGAAAUCUAAAGAUAUAAUAAAAUUCACAUCUGAGAAACUUUCAGUAGAUGAAGUCUCACAGCUGGUGAUUUCUCCACUCUGUGGUGCAAUAUCCCUAUUUGUAGGAACUACAAGGAAUAACUUCGAAGGGAAGAAAGUCAUUAGCUUAGAGUAUGAAGCAUAUCUACCAAUGGCAGAAAAUGAAGUCAGAAAAAUUUGUAGUGUCAUUAGGCAGAACUGGCCAAACACAUAGCAGUGUUCCAUCGACUUGGCUUAGUUCCAGCGUCAGAAGCAAGCAUUAUCAUUGCUGUGUCCUCAGCCCAUAGGGCUGCAUCCCUCGAAG
Molecule: messenger RNA, 891 nt
Organism: Balaenoptera musculus (blue whale)
Lineage: Eukaryota; Metazoa; Chordata; Mammalia; Artiodactyla; Balaenopteridae
Product: molybdopterin synthase catalytic subunit-like
Exons: 2
Coding region: 262-801 (179 amino acids)
Biological process (GO): Mo-molybdopterin cofactor biosynthetic process
Cellular component (GO): cytosol
Source: RefSeq, a predicted model, not a curated record